This is a messenger RNA of Rotaria sp. Silwood1, 1017 nucleotides long. The record is from the annotation of a GenBank genome assembly. NCBI's taxonomy places the organism in Eukaryota, Metazoa, Rotifera, Eurotatoria, Philodinida, Philodinidae.
AUGGCUGCAAUUAAUGUAUAUCAUACAAGUGUAACAACAGACAAUCUUAGUCGUAAUGAUAUUCUACAAUGGAUAAAUUCAGCACUUGAUGCUAAUUAUACAAAAAUUGAAGAUCUUUGUACCGGUGCUGCAUAUUGUCAAUUUAUGGAAAUGAUGUUUCCAGGCUCUAUAGGUUCAUUACAAUUAAAAAGAGUGAAAUUCAAUGCCAAAUUAGAACAUGAAAAUAUACAAAAUUUUAAAAUUUUACAAAAUGCAUUUCGUGCUGUACAAGUAGAUAAGAUUGUACCUGUCGAAAAAUUGGUUAAAGGAAAAUUUCAGGAUAAUUUUGAAUUUGUUCAAUGGUUUAAAAAAUUCUUUGAUGCGAAUUACACAGAUCCUCAUGAUUAUGAUCCUGUAGCUGCUCGUGAUGGACAACCAUUAGGUAGUGGUACGAAAGCUCUCGGUCCAGGUGCAACAAGUGGUUCGUCAGGCACUCGUGCACCACCUGCUGUUGCUGCUCGACCACCACCAACAAAGACUGUUGCUCCACCAAUAGCACGACCAACAACUACAACAAAACCCAUUCAACAACAACAGCCAAAAAUUUCUCCUGCUGCUCAUCGAGCACCAGCACCACCCGUACAACAACCUCCAGUUGCUAAUGAUCAUCAUCAAAAUACACGAGUACAUCAACCUACAGCUGGUAGUGAUCAUCAUCAUCAAAAUGCACGAUUACAACAAGAAAUUGAUCAUUUACAAGAUCUUAUUCAACAACAUGCUUCUCAAAUAGCUGGUUUAGAAAAAGAACGUGAUUUUUAUUAUCAAAAAUUACGUGAUGUUGAAAUGAUCUGUCAAGAACCAGAAUAUGAAUCAUCGCAACCAAUACAAAAAGUUCUUGAAAUACUUUAUGCUACGGAGGAAGGUUUUGCGCAACCUGAUCAAGAAAAUGCUAAUGGUGAUUUCGAUAAUGGAGACGGUCUUACUGUUAAUAAUGGUAAUGGUUCUGCUUUUGUCGGUGGUGAUGAUGAGACAUAUUAA